CUCCUCUGGGCUCGAGAAACAACCCUUAUUAUCGCGCUUUUGUGAAUCGUAUCAUGGCCUUUCAAUUAAUCAAACAUAUAUUCAACUUUUUCUAUCCCAACGAGACCGAGAAUCAAAAUGAUCCAGAUCGGCCGGGUCCGCUGCUGAGUUUUGGGGACCUCAUACCCUGCUAUGACCGUUCAGGCCAGUGAUUUUGAAAAACGCAUCGAAGCUCGAAACGAAGAAUGGAACGAUAGCAUGCUGUUGAAGAUGGCUUGGGCUGAUCACAUGAUAAGCUAUCCUACCAAUAGCUUCGUGGCUGAUGUCGACCUCGAGUGUCUGACCGCACUAGAAGCAAGGAUGUUCGAGGAUUCCGAAGAAGCAGGACCUGCAGGCAACCAGCAGUGGGGUUUGGAUGCUGGCCAACAUCAUAGGCGAUGGAAUGUGUAUCUCGGAAUUCCUGAUGAAUGGGUUUCUGCAAGAGAUUAUAGCGAGAGUGAACUUGAAGUGAGGAAGACAUUACCUGCUCCGUUCGAUAGAUAUCUAACUUAUGUGAUUGACAGCGCGGCCCCUUAUUCAGUGAUAACUCUGAUGCUACAUCUUUGGAGUCUGCAGACGAGCUAUCCGAAGCUGUAG
Suillus fuscotomentosus is the source of this 615-nucleotide messenger RNA. RefSeq lists its product as uncharacterized. The record is from RefSeq and is a predicted model, not a curated record. The coding region runs from base 172 to 615 and encodes 147 amino acids. The transcript has 3 exons. Lineage: Eukaryota; Fungi; Basidiomycota; Agaricomycetes; Boletales; Suillaceae.